AUGGCAUCAGUGUACAAGUCCCUCUCCAAGGCUGGCGGUCGCAAGGCCGAGGCUCCAGCGAAUGGCGUCAAGAAGAACAAGCAGAGAGUUCUCAUUCUCUCGUCCCGCGGAGUAACUUAUAGACACCGCCAUCUCCUCAGCGAUUUGGCAAACAUGAUGCCUCAUGGCCGCAAGGAUGCCAAGUUCGACUCCAAGAGCAAGCUCUACCAGCUGAACGAGCUCGCCGAAUUGUACAACUGCAACAACUGCCUGUUUUUCGAAGCGCGAAAGGGCCAAGAUCUGUACCUGUGGUGUAGCAAGGUGCCCAACGGCCCGACCGUAAAGUUCCACGCCCAGAACCUGCACACGAUGGAUGAGUUGAAUUUUACCGGCAACUGUCUCAAGGGCUCGAGGCCCGUCCUCAGCUUCGACAAUGCGUUUGACGAGCAACCCUACCUCAAGGUGAUCAAGGAGCUGUUUCUGCACACAUUUGGCGUCCCGCAGGGCGCACGAAAGUCGAAGCCGUUCAUUGACCGGGUCAUGGGAUUCUCUUUCGUCGACGGCAAGGUCUGGGUCCGCAACUACCAGAUCAACGAGGUGGAGGCGUCCAAGGUCAAGGAGGGCGAGGAGGGAGAGGAGAAGGAGGCCGCUUCAUCCAAGGGCAGCAAGAGCAAGGAGACGGACAUUGGCCUCGUCGAGAUUGGUCCCCGCUUCGUCCUGACCCCCAUCAUCAUCCAGGAGGGCAGCUUUGGCGGACCGAUCCUGUACGAGAACAAGGAGUUCGUGUCGCCGAACCAGGUCAGAGCCGACUUGCGCAAGAAGACUGCCAGCAAACACAAUGCCCGCGCCGAGCAGUACGUCGAGAGGCUGGCCAAGAAGGGCGACCUGGGUCUGCGGACGAACGGAGGCAAGGAGGUGGCUCCUGAUGCGCUCGACACGAGACAGUUGUUUGCUUAA
Pestalotiopsis fici W106-1 is the source of this 936-nucleotide messenger RNA. RefSeq names its product Ribosome biogenesis protein BRX1. Gene Ontology annotation, biological process: rRNA processing; ribosomal large subunit assembly. Gene Ontology annotation, cellular component: nucleolus. The coding region runs from base 1 to 936 and encodes 311 amino acids. Gene Ontology annotation, molecular function: rRNA binding. The transcript has 3 exons. The record is from RefSeq and is a predicted model, not a curated record. NCBI's taxonomy places the organism in Eukaryota, Fungi, Ascomycota, Sordariomycetes, Amphisphaeriales, Sporocadaceae.